Molecule: messenger RNA, 1652 nt
Organism: Paralichthys olivaceus (Japanese flounder)
Lineage: Eukaryota; Metazoa; Chordata; Actinopteri; Pleuronectiformes; Paralichthyidae
Gene: kcnj2a
Product: potassium inwardly rectifying channel subfamily J member 2a
Biological process (GO): regulation of monoatomic ion transmembrane transport; potassium ion import across plasma membrane
Cellular component (GO): plasma membrane
Molecular function (GO): inward rectifier potassium channel activity
Source: RefSeq, a predicted model, not a curated record
GGAGUUUCACACUUCGUCUUGUUUAAAAUUAAAUAAGGAGCGCGCGGAAACGACGCGGAGGAUAGCGGUGGCCAAGAAACAUCUGGAUUAUAUUUCACCGGUCUACACAUGAGCAGCAGAUUAACUUGAUGAGGUCGAGUAAGACGAUGAAAGAGGAGUGACCACUUCAUCCUCCUCUUGCUGCACUUUAUCUCAGGACCAGUGAGGCUGAAGAGGAGUCCUUCAGCCCGCCUCAUUUGCCACCAUUUCAUCUGAGUUGGUCCCCAGACGUGUUUCAAAACUGUUUCUCCAACGCUUUUUCCAGAAACUUAGACUGUUCUCUAAAGCAGAAGCUGCACAGCCCUCCCAGACUGAGGUGAUGGGAAGCGUGCGAGCCAGCCGCUACAGCAUUGUGUCAUCAGAGGAGGACGGCAUGAAGCUUGCCACUAUGGCAGUGCCCAACGGCUACGGCAAGAGCAAGGUGCACACGCGGCACCAGCCGCAGAGCAGAUUUGUAAAGAAAGACGGUCACUGCAAUGUGCAAUUCAUCAACGUGAGCGAGAAAGGUCAGCGGUACUUGGCCGACAUCUUCACGACGUGCGUGGACAUCCGCUGGAGAUGGAUGUUCAUCAUCUUCUGCCUCGCCUUUCUGCUGUCAUGGCUGUUCUUCGGCUGCGUCUUCUGGCUAGUUGCCAGAGUCCACGGGGACUUAGGCAAUAACGCCCAGAAGUGUGUCUCCAAUGUGAGCAGCUUCACCGCUGCCUUCUUGUUCUCCAUUGAGACUCAAACAACUAUUGGUUACGGCUACAGAUACGUGACAGACGAGUGCCCUGUUGCUAUGUUCAUGGUGGUUUUCCAAAGCAUUGUGGGUUGCAUUAUUGACGCUUUUAUUAUUGGCGCCGUUAUGGCAAAAAUGGCAAAGCCCAAGAAGAGGAAUGAAACUUUGGUUUUCAGCCAUAAUGCCACAGUGGCCAUGAGGGACAACAAGCUCUGCCUGAUGUGGCGUGUUGGCAAUUUAAGGAAGAGCCACCUGGUUGAGGCACAUGUGCGGGCGCAGCUUCUAAAAUCCCGUACAACGGCAGAGGGGGAGUACAUCCCCCUUGACCAGAUGGACAUAGAUGUGGGCUUUGACAGCGGAGUCGACCGUAUCUUCCUGGUCUCACCAAUCACCAUUGUCCACGAGAUUGACGAGGACAGCCCCUUCUACAACAUGAGCAAACAGGACCUAGAUAACUCAGAGUUUGAAAUUGUGGUCAUUCUGGAGGGCAUGGUCGAGGCGACGGCCAUGACCACGCAGUGCCGCAGCUCCUACGUUUCCAGUGAGAUCCUCUGGGGCCACCGGUUCGAGCCUGUGCUCUUCGAGGAGAAGAACUACUACAAGGUAGACUACUCCCGCUUCCAUAAGACAUACGAGGUGCCAAGCACCCCUCUGUGCAGCGCCAGAGACUUUGCAGAAAAAAAAUUCAUUCUCUCAAACUCCAACUCUUUCUGCUAUGAAAACGAGAUUGCGCUGGAGAACAAAGAGGACACAGACGAGGGAAACGGGGGCAGCGUUGGGCCUGAUGGCACCCAGACAGACAACAUCUCAGAGACUGAGCACAGCCAAGCCACUGUGCCACUUGAGCCGCGGCCUCUGAGACGAGAGUCAGAAAUAUGACUGUUAACACCUCAAA